GAAUACAUCGGAACAAUGAGUUUUUCUUCUAUACAGGUGUUAGUUCUUGUGUUACUAUGCAACCAGAUUGUGUUUGCUGUGGACAAAACCAACGAUGCUGAGAGUAAACGAGACACCAACUUCGGAAACCGCUCCCCGUCGCUCGAUAAAUUUGAUAACCGGAAUAUCGAUAGGUAUCGACCAGAUAACGAUUAUGAUAACAGAUACGAUGACUAUCAUAACUACCGGCCAGAUUACGGUUAUGAUAACAGAUACGAUGCCUAUAAUAGGUAUCGUCCAAAUAAUGGUUAUGAUAACUUAUACAAUAACUAUCACAGGUAUCGACCAGAUAAUGGUUAUAACAGAUACGAUGAUUAUCACAGGUAUCGACCAGACAACGGUUAUAACAAAUACGAUGACUAUCCUUACGAUAACAGAUUCGACGUUCGUGAUAGCAUGUAUAAUCCACAACGCUCUUAUUACAACAACAAUAGAUACGAUGAUCAUUAUAACAAUGGACUUCGUUAUCGAGAUCCCUACGCUAAUCGUUACAACAACCGAUAUUAUAGAAGAUACCCAUAUAACAACCCUUAUGGAGAUCGUGGCUAUGGAGAUGACCCAUAUUAUGACAGAGAUUAUCCUGGUGGUUCUCGAUAUGAUGACAGCCUCUAUAGUGGAAGAGAUCCAUAUUAUGAUCCAAGAUACGGAAACUCUCACCCCUAUAAUAACCGUUACGAUUAUAGAAGAUCUUUACAACCCGAAGACAAAACGAUCAAUACGCCCCUUUCAUCAAUCGGCUUCGCUACAGAUGAUAGAUACCCUCGAAAAGGAACAGGUACUUUCACUCCCCAAUCUAUUCAUUCUGGUGAAGAUAAAGGAUUUUCCAGAUCCUACACCAACAGUCAGAAUUCUCGCACAUUCAGCAAGACAGAGUAGAUCACGUUUUCUUCAUAACGUUUCUGUAAGUCUGACUAAACAAUUAAUAAAUUAUCAAUUACUGACAUGUGCACACACACACACACACAUAUAUACAUAUACACACACACAUUUAAACGAUUUUUAAUUUGUUGAAACAAUUCCACUACAUUUUCUAAUAACGACAGAAAUGUUAAACAUUUUCCACGACAGAUAAACAGCACCUACAACAUAUACUUAAAUUUUACGAUCUCUGCAACGAAUCACUUGAAAUAGAUUUACGGGUAGGAGUAGCCUUCUAUAAAAACGAAAUCCCUCUCACAUUUGACAAACUAACCUCCCCAAUAAAGUAUACUAUACACAAAUAAAGCUUAUAAGUCGUUAUUUUAAAUGUGUAAUAAGCCUAAAAGUAUUUACUUUUAUUACAUUGUCGUGUUAACUAUCAGCCAAUGAAAUGUCAAGUUUUGACUUUCGAAAAACGUUUUGGUAGAUGUUCGUUGCACUUUUAACCUAACU
Messenger RNA from Limulus polyphemus (Atlantic horseshoe crab), 1410 nucleotides. RefSeq names its product probable serine/threonine-protein kinase clkA. The coding region runs from base 16 to 915 and encodes 299 amino acids. The transcript has 2 exons. Lineage: Eukaryota; Metazoa; Arthropoda; Merostomata; Xiphosura; Limulidae. The record is from RefSeq and is a predicted model, not a curated record.